This is a messenger RNA of Penicillium olsonii, 876 nucleotides long. The record is from the annotation of a GenBank genome assembly. NCBI's taxonomy places the organism in Eukaryota, Fungi, Ascomycota, Eurotiomycetes, Eurotiales, Aspergillaceae.
AUGAUGCUAAUACUGAAUGAAAUUUUAGGUGGAGAUCCUGAGCAUAUUAAAGCACAGUCAGAUCUAGUCAACAAAAUGACAAACUACAACCCGACGUCAACGAAUGUGGCUGUAGUUUUACCGAAAACACGCUCCGACGAUAUACGGUGGCUUCAAAAAUACAUAAAAACCGAACCCCACAUUACACCCUUCAUAUACUCCAUGAGCAGGCGACGCGAAAAGGAUUUACUUAUUCCCCGGUCAUCUCGCGGCCGCGAAGUCUCCGCUUAUCUCUCAUAUGUUCUCGACUACUACGAAAAGCUGCCCCCGGUCUCUAUCUUCAUCCAUGCUGGGGAAGAGCAGCGCCAUAAUGACCUAUUUGGACCGAAAACCCAGGUCGUGCUGAAGAAUUUGCGUCUCGAGGCUGUGGAAGCAAAAGGCUAUCUGAAUCUAAGAUGCAUGCACUCGCCCGGAUGUCCUAGUCAUGCUCACCCCAAUAAUCCCACUGCGAGUGAUAUCGAGAAUCGGGAUGCGCGUGCCUAUCUGGCGCAGAUCUAUAGGGAGUUGUUUGGGGCGGAGAAGGCAGUACCGGAUGUGCUUGGAGGUGUUUGCUGCGCGCAGUUUGCAGUGAGUCGAGAUCAAAUACGGCGACGACCGAAGAGCGAUUAUGAGCGGAUGAUGAGAUGGGUGGAUGAGGGAAGCAAGCAGACGGUGAAUAGCUAUGGUGUUGGGUGGGUUUUCGAGAUUGUGUGGCAUGUGGUUUUCAGCAUGGAGGCUGUCCACUGUCCUGUCUAUGAGCAAUGUCGAUGCGAUAACUAUGGAUGGUGUGGACCGCUGUCCUCGGGCGAGACCUUGACACCAGUUGCAGCAUUUGGGAAUGCAACCAGGAAAGAGUAG